UCAUCCAACCGCUUCUGCUAUAACUCCUUCAAUUUUGAUUUCUUUAUCUCUCAAUUAUUAUUAUCAUUAUAAAUUUUUUUUUAUUUUAAAUAAAUAUUUAUAUAUUUUUAUGAUAAAAAACAGUAGUAGUAAUUUUUUUUUAAAUUUUUUUCACAUCAUUAAUUUUGUUCGUUACACUUCAUAGGAACACUUUAAAUAUUAACAAUUUUUUAAUUAUCAUUAAAAUUGUUUAAUAUAAGAAUGUACUGGAGUAUUUAUUUGUUGAAUUUUAAUUGUGGAUUUUAAUAAUAUAAAAUUUAAAGAUGACAGUACCAGAAUGUACAUUGGAUAUAUCAAAUGUAUCCUAUUCAGCAUCAAUGAAUAUUGGAGGUAGUGGAUGUAUAUCAAAAACAGAACCAACUGCUGUUUUACGUGAUGUAUCAGCAAGAGUUCAUGGUGGUGAAGUUUUAGCUGUAUUAGGAUCAAAAGGUUCUGGUAAACGUGCACUCCUUGAUGUCAUAGCUGGAAGAGCUAUUGGUGAAACAAGAGGAAGAAUAAGUCUUGGAGGUAGUUUAUUAACACCAGAAUUAUUUCGUCGUCAUGGUGGAUAUGUUGCACAUCGUUGUUAUUUAUUAUCAAGUUUAACUGUACGUCAAACAUUAACAUAUUCAAUGUCACUUGCAAAUUUAAAUAAUCGUGAAUUACGUGUACGUCAAACACUUGCUGAUUUGGCAUUAUCACAAGUUGCAAAUCGUUCAAUUAAUGAUUUAACAAAAGCUGAAUAUCGAAGAAUAAUGCUUGGUGUACAAUUAGCUAAAGAUCCAAUGUUAUUAUUAUUAGAUGAACCAACAUGGGAUACUGAUCCAUUAAAUACAUAUCUUAUUGUUUCAAUGUUAUGGUCUUAUGCAACAAAACGUGGAUCAAUUGUUGUAUUAACAAUGGAAACACCAAGAUCUGAUGUAUUACCAUUUGUUAGUCGUGUUACAUUACUUUGUCUUGGUGCUGUUGUUUAUUCUGGACCAACAAGAAGUAUGCUUGAUUAUUUUGCAUAUGUUGGAUUUCCAUGUCCAGAACUUGAAAAUCCACUUAUGUAUUAUCUUUGUUUAUCAACUGUUGAUCGACGAUCACGUGAAAGAUUUCUAGAAUCAAAUCAACAAAUAUCAGUGUUAGUUGAAAAAUUUAAAAUUGAAGGAAAUUUAUAUAUGAAAGAAGCACCACAAGGAUCACCAAGUAUCAAAGAAAUGCCAGUUGGUUUUAUACACAAAGGUCUUGGUCAUGGAAUUAGACCUGGUUGUUUUUCUACACUUCUUGCACUUUAUUUACGAGGACUUGCUGCAACAUUUUCUUUUAACAAAUGUGGUCUUGGACACUUUGCAGCACGUUUAUUAAUAUUACCAUUUUGUUUAUCAUUAUUGAGUAUUUUAUAUUCUCAUUCAAGUCCACUUCAAUCACGUUAUUUUAUGCAAACUGGAGGAUUGGUUUUUAAUUGUCUUGCAUUAUUUUACAUUAUUGGAAUUGCUACAACAGCUUUGUUAUUUCCUGGUUUUCGAGCAAGAUAUUAUCAAGAAAAACGUGAGGGUCUUUAUGGUGGUACAAUGUUUUUAACGGCCUAUACAUUAUUGAGUUUACCAUUGAGUUUUAUAUCAACAAUAAUAACAGUUGGUAUACUGGUACCAACACUUGAUUUAAAUUUAUUAUCAUGGGCUUAUGCAUCUGGUAUUUUUUGGUCAAGUUAUAUUAUUGCUGAACAACUUUCAAUAUCAUUUUUAAUGGUUAUUAAACGUCCAUUUAUUGGUGCAAUAACUGCAUUAUAUUUUACUUUAAUAUCAUUGUUAAUUGCAUCUGGUGGUCUUCGUAGUAUUCGUAAUUUACCAAAUUACAUGUCAACAUUAUCAAAUGCUUUACCAACAAGAUAUGCAUCACUUGCUAUUAAUGAAUUAAUCAUUGAUAUGCCAAAUCGUACGACAAAUUUAGCUUAUAAUGAGAGUUUAUCUUGUCCAGGUAUACCUGGUUUAUGCAGAUAUGCUAAUGGUGGUGCUUAUAUUGUUGAAAGAUUUAUACGAGAUGGUGAAACAGAUGUUUCAAGAAUUUUAAAUGUCGAACUUAAUUUAUUAAUAUCACUCACAUUUGCACUUAGUUUUGUUAUUUUUAAUAGUAUUUUAUAUUUAUUACCAUUACCAUCAAAAGUUAAAGCUAAAUUUCGCGAAUAACUUUUCUUUUUUUUUUUUAAUUUAUCAAAUAAUAGCUAUUUUAUUUUUUAUUUCUAUACAUAUAUAUUUUUUUUUUCUUUCGUUAUAAAAUGAAAUUUUUUAAAACUAAAUUAGUUUUAGUCUUUUUUUUUUAUAAUUUACAAUUAAUUACAAAUUUUUUUGUUUUUUGUAUGAUACAAAUAAUAAAAAUUAAACAAAAAAAAAAAAAAUAUAAAAUGCAAAAAAAGAAAAAUCAAUUAAACUUAACUUUCAUUGUCAUCAACUUGACCCAUGACUUUUAUAUCAUCAGCAACAGAAAAUUCACAACCAGUUGAACUAACGAUUUCACUUAUUUCGACAUCUGGUGCGAGUUCAAUGAGUUUUAAACCUUCACCUUUUAU
This is a messenger RNA of Aphidius gifuensis, 2569 nucleotides long. Its product is annotated as ATP-binding cassette sub-family G member 5. The transcript is spliced from 6 exons. The record is from RefSeq and is a predicted model, not a curated record. Gene Ontology annotation, molecular function: ABC-type transporter activity; ATP hydrolysis activity; ATP binding. Lineage: Eukaryota; Metazoa; Arthropoda; Insecta; Hymenoptera; Braconidae. The coding region runs from base 303 to 2189 and encodes 628 amino acids. Gene Ontology annotation, cellular component: plasma membrane.